AUGUCACGAUCGUUGACCAUAGAUUUAACUUUUGCGUUCCUUGAUGAUGAGUCCAUGAGAAACGAGACUGCUGCGGGGCAGACCUCCGCCCGCUGGCGUAGGGCCCGGCCCGGCCUCCUCGCUGGCGGGGCGCGUGGUCCCGGCACGCUGCACAGGGGGGGCGGGCCCCUCACAGCGCUGUGGGUGCUAGGCCCAGGCCUGGCCCCGCUGGUUGCAGGCCCGGCCGGCCCAGCUGGCUUGCAGGCCCAACCCGUCCCACAGCAGGCUUGCGGGCCGGGACCGGCCCGCAACGGGCUUGCAGGACCGGCCUGCACCGCAGCUGGUUCAUUGGCCCGGUCCGGCCUGAACUGUGGCUACCGGGCUUACUGGCCCGGCCCGUUACGUGGGCGACGCACGGGCUCAGCCCAGUCUUCUGCGCUCAUACGGGUCCGGCCCGCCCCUCUCCGCACUGUUACUAGCUGGCCGGCCCUGGCCAUGCCCGCCCACCAGUAUGCACGCGGGCUUGGCUCGCCCCGCAGUGGGACGAGUGGGCUGGGCCCGGCACGCCCUGUAGUGGGUCUCUCGGGUCCGGGCUGUCCCGCCCUGCAGCGGGUGGCGGUCCGGCCUAAGCAUUCAACGGGCUUGAUGGCCUGGCAGGCCCGGCCUGCUGCAGGCUUGGCGGCCCGGCCUGCCCAGCAGGGAGAGAGCUGGCCCGGCCUGACAGGCGGCGGGCACAUAGGCCCGGCCCGGCCUGCCCCUCUGACGGCUUAUAAGCCCGGGCCGGCCUUCUCCUCUGCGGGCUUAUGGGCCCACCCCGGCCCGUAA
Ananas comosus (pineapple) is the source of this 804-nucleotide messenger RNA. Its product is annotated as translation initiation factor IF-2-like. The record is from RefSeq and is a predicted model, not a curated record. Lineage: Eukaryota; Viridiplantae; Streptophyta; Magnoliopsida; Poales; Bromeliaceae. The transcript has 3 exons. Bases 1 to 804 code for a protein of 267 amino acids.